Messenger RNA from Mugil cephalus (flathead mullet), 1371 nucleotides. RefSeq names its product LSM10, U7 small nuclear RNA associated (gene lsm10). The transcript has 3 exons. Gene Ontology annotation, biological process: mRNA 3'-end processing by stem-loop binding and cleavage. Gene Ontology annotation, cellular component: cytoplasmic U snRNP body; nuclear body. Gene Ontology annotation, molecular function: histone pre-mRNA DCP binding; U7 snRNA binding. The record is from RefSeq and is a predicted model, not a curated record. NCBI's taxonomy places the organism in Eukaryota, Metazoa, Chordata, Actinopteri, Mugiliformes, Mugilidae. Bases 667 to 1086 code for a protein of 139 amino acids.
CGGGAAAACCAAGUUGUUGAUAUCUUUGAGAGGUGUAUCGACACCUGGAGAGGUUUGGGCUAUUUUCUCGAGGAGAAAUAAGCAUUUAAUCGACUCAGUUAUUGUGCAAAAACAGCAGCGUGGAACCGUCUCCAAAAUAUACUCAUGAUUGACGCUCUCAUUACUCCUGGACACUUUAAGACAUUGCUCUCAAACCACCUCACAUCAGUGUGAGUACUUCUCUUCUAAUGUUUCAGUUUGUUCUAAUCUUUGUUUGAUUUUGUAAUUCUAUGUUGUUGUACCUCGACAUCAUUGCAAAUGAGGGAAACCUCACUGAUUUUCGAGACUCAAAUAAAUAAUAAUAUUAAGAAUAAUAAAUAGGAAAUAGCAAUCAAGGUAUUGAUAAGUAACUUUUUUCAGUUCACUUCUUUCAGAGACUGGUGGGAAGUUUGAGAUUUAAAUAAGAAACUUUGUAGGUAAAAAUCGACCAGAAACUGCAACUAAUUUCUCAUUAACAGUUAUUUACUUUAUACAGUCUUAACUUCUGUCCCCAAGACGUUUCAGCUUCAUUUGCACCUUGAGACUGGAGCCUCUGACUGAUAUUGGCUUUUGUUACAGCACGAUUCAUAGAGACGGGACAAAAAGUCCCCCUCAUCAUAAUUACAGGUGUCCUCCUGGUGUCUCCAGAUGUCCGCGGAGUCCGAGAGGGCCGCCUCUCCGCCGUCAGGCUCGGCGUCCGUCGAGGUCGUGAGCUCGAUCCGUGAGCGGACCAUCGCGGAGAACAGCAUGGUGAUCCUGCUGCAGGGCCUGAGGGGCGAGGUGACCACGGUGGACCUCCGAAACGAGAGCACGGCCCGGGGGCGCGUCGUCAACGUGGACGCCUUCAUGAACGUCCGCCUGGAGGACGUGCUGUACCGGGACCGGCGCGGUCGGCUCACCGAGCUGCAGGACAUGUUCGUCACGGGCAGGAACAUCCGCUACGUUCACAUCCCCGACCACGUGGACAUCAUGAAGACCAUCCAGGGCCAGCUGGCCAAGAUUCACCGCGUCCGCAACUUCGCCAGUCAAGGCGGAGGCAGGAAGGAGUACAGCCAGAAAACCAAAUGACUUUUUUUCCAUAAGAAAAACAAAACUGAACUAAAAGCUGCUCAGAGUUUAGACAAGAAUACUUGAAGGCAGCAGGUUUAUUUAUUUAUUUUUUUUCCUUUUCUCUCAGACGAGACCAGGCCCAGAGCAGGAAUUUUACAAUGUGAAGAACCACGAAAUGACUCAGAGGAUGAGAAUGUGAAAGUGAUUUCAGUUACACUGAGAUAUAUAAUUAUAUGUAUUUUUCUGCCUUUUUUUGUUGUCAAAUAGAGGAAAAUGUCUUCAAAUUAAACGGUGUGAGAAGAA